Molecule: messenger RNA, 1413 nt
Organism: Penicillium bovifimosum
Lineage: Eukaryota; Fungi; Ascomycota; Eurotiomycetes; Eurotiales; Aspergillaceae
Product: thiamine pyrophosphate-dependent dehydrogenase E1 component subunit alpha
Exons: 4
Coding region: 1-1413 (470 amino acids)
Biological process (GO): branched-chain amino acid catabolic process
Molecular function (GO): oxidoreductase activity, acting on the aldehyde or oxo group of donors, disulfide as acceptor
Source: RefSeq, a predicted model, not a curated record
AUGUCUUUGAAGAUUCUGACGCGGAGUGGCCUUCGCAGCCACCACUUGACUACAGCACGCAUCGCCCCCGCACGGAGGUGGAGUAGCUCCAUCUCGCAGCGGCCGGGGUCAGAUAGCGUUCGGUUCCCUGGCGCUGUCAACAGCAAAUUCACUACCCAGAUGUCGUUCCUCAAGGCAUCGGAUCUGCCUGCCAUCCCUACCUACCGAGUAAUGGAUUCGGACGGCGAAAUGGUCGAUAAGACGAGACCGGCGCCCGAUGUGACAGACGAAGAGGUUCUGACGUGGUACAAGAACAUGCUAUCAGUAAGCGUUAUGGAUGUGGUCAUGUUCGAGGCACAACGGCAGGGUCGGUUGAGUUUCUACAUGGUCUCCGCAGGCGAGGAGGGCAUCACAGUUGGAUCCGCCGCAGCCUUGACACAAGACGAUGUAGUCUUCGCACAAUACCGCGAAGCCGGUGUAUUCCAGCAACGAGGCUUCACACUCAAGAACUUCAUGAGCCAGCUUUUUGCCAACUGUAACGACACAGGAAAGGGCCGCAAUAUGCCCGUCCACUACGGACAGAACUACCCCCGCAUGGUGAGCCCAUCAACCCAUCAUUACGGUACAGCAAAUGAAGAACUCGAAGCUGACAAAACCACACAGCACACAAUCUCAUCACCCCUGGCCACACAAAUCCCCCAAGCUGCCGGUGCAGCCUACGCCUUAAAACUCCAAGACCUCCAAAACCCCAACCGGGACCCCCGCAUCGUAGCCUGCUACUUCGGCGAAGGAGCAGCAAGCGAAGGCGACUUCCACGCCGCACUCAACAUCGCCGCAACACGCUCCUGCCCCGUCGUCUUCAUAUGCCGGAACAACGGCUACGCCAUUUCCACACCGACACUCGAGCAGUACCGAGGCGACGGAAUCGCCAGUCGCGGCGUAGGCUACGGCAUCGACACGAUCCGCGUCGACGGCAACGACGUCUUCGCUGUGAAUGAAGCGAUGAAAGAGGCGCGCAGACUUGCGCUCAGUGAAGGCGGAAAACCAGUGCUCAUCGAAGCUAUGAGCUACCGCGUCUCACACCACAGUACCAGUGACGAUAGCUUUGCUUACCGUGCGCGCGUGGAGGUCGAGGACUGGAAACGUCGCGAUAAUCCUAUUAUCCGGCUGCGGAAGUGGCUUGAGAAUCAGGGGCUUUGGAAUGAAGAGUUGGAGAAGACGACGAGGGAUGAGAUGCGGAAGGCGGUUUUGAAGGAGUUUGGGGAUGCGGAAAGGCAGCAGAAGCCUUCGCUUAAGGAGGCGUUUGCGGAUGUUUAUGAGGAGAUUACUGAGGAGCAGAGGGAGCAGAUGGCUGAACUGAAGCGCAUUCUGGAGACUUAUCCAGAUGAGUAUGAUCUGCGACCUUACAAGGAUGGGAUUAAGGGAUUGGACUGA